AUGGCAGCCAUACUUGAAUCUUUGCUUGGAUCAUGUGCCAGUAAAUUACAAAAUAUCAUUACAGAUGAGGCCAUACUAGUCCUUGGGGUGAAAGAAGAGCUCAGAGAAGUCUUGCGACAAGUAGAACUAAUACAAUGUUGCAUAUAUGAUGCUGAGAAAAGAAGGACAAAAGAGCAAGCAGUAAACAAUUGGCUUGGUCAACUGAGAGAUGUUAUAUAUGAUGUCGAUGAAAUCCUGGAUGUGGCUAGGUGUAAAGGAAGCAAGCUACUUCCUGACAAUCCUUCGUCAUCAUCAAGCAAAUCGGCUGCAUGUAAAGGCCUCUCAGUUUCCUCUUGCUUUUGUAACAUCUGGUCACGUCGUGAUGUUGCUGUUCGGAUUAGAAGCCUCAACAAAAAGAUUGAGAACAUUUCAAAGGACAAGAUAUUCUUAACAUUCAACACUAGUAUGCAGUCUACUAGAAAUGGUCCAACAUCCAAACUCAUAAGAAGCUCCAAUCUUGUUGAGCCCAACCUUGUGGGGAAGGAGAUCAUACAUUCUAGCAGGAAGUUGGUGGACUUGGUGCUUGCGCACAAGGAAGAUAAGUCUUACAAGCUUGGUAUUGUUGGAACGGGAGGAGUUGGUAAGACAACACUAGCUCAGAAAAUAUAUAAUGACCAAAAAUUAAAAGGAAGCUUCAAGAUGCACGCAUGGAUUUGUGUUUCACGAGACUACAAUGAAGUAACUCUUCUUAAAGAGGUUCUUCGGAAUAUUGGUGUGCAUCAUGAGCAAGGGGAAACCACAACAGAGCUACAGAGGAAGCUUGCAGAAACAAUUGAAGGGAAGAGUUUCUUUCUGGUUCUAGAUGAUGUGUGGCAUUCCAAUGUAUGGACGGAUUUAUUAAGACCUGCAUUACAUGAAACAAGAUCCGGAGUAAUAUUGGUGACCACACGAGAUGAUCAAAUUACAAAGAGAAUAGGUGUAGACUAUACCCAUCGAGUUGAUCUCAUGUCAGUAGAGGUCGGAUGGGAGCUACUUUGGAAGAGCAUGAACAUUGACGAAGAGAAAGAAGUGCAGAAUUUAAGAAACACGGGAAUUGACAUUGUUCAUAAAUGUGGCUGCCUCCCUCUUGCAAUCAAGGUUACUGCUAGUUCUUUGGCCUGCAAAGAUCUAACAGAUAAUGAGUGGAGAAAGUAUUUGGGAAAAUAUGUUGGCUGCCAGAGCAUGCUCUCAGAUGACAUAGACGGGGCUCUAUAUCUAAGCUAUGAUGAGUUACCGCAUCGUCUGAAGCAGUGUUUCCUUUAUUGUGCUUUGUAUACUGAAGAUUCUAUCAUUCGGCUUGAUGAAGUUACCUGGUUAUGGAUUGCUGAAGGCUUCAUUGAGGAGCAGCAAGGCCAACUACUAGAAGAUAUAGCAGAAGAGUACUACUACGAGCUAAUACAUCGGAAUCUCCUCCAACCAGAUUUGCUUUAUUUUGACCUGUCUCGGUGCAAAAUGCAUGACCUUUUAAGGCAACUUGCUCUUAAUAUAUCAAUGGAUGAAUGUUUUAUUGGAGAUGUUGAAACAUUAAGGGGUGAAAAUAUGUCAAAACUGCGACGUGUUACUGCUGUUACUAAGAAGGAUAUGUUGGUGUUAUCUAGAGUGGAUAAGGUGGAUGUUAAGGUCAGGACUUUCCUAACUGUUAAGGGUCCACAGAGAAUUGAGGAUACAUUGUUCAAGAGAUUUCUCCUCCUUCGUGUUUUAGUACUGAAUUACUCACUUGUGCAAAUCAUUCCGGACUAUAUAGGAAAAAUGAUACAUCUACGCCUACUGAAUCUAAAUUAUACUGGCAUAUCUUGUCUUCCGGAAUCCAUUGGAUCCCUAAAGAACCUUCAAGUACUGAGCUUGAGAUGGUGUUACUAUUUACAUGCUCUUCCUUCAGCAAUGACACUGUUGAGCCGUUUAAGAUGCCUUGAUCUUUUUGGCACAAAAAUAAAUCAGGUUCCAAAAGGCAUGGGGAAAUUGAAGCUCCUCACUUAUUUAGGAGAUUAUCCUGUUGGUGAUGGAAGUGCUAAUGCUGUUAUACAAGAUGGAUGGAAGUUGGAAGAGUUGUCUUCUUUGUCGCAGAUGAGGUAUCUUUCUCUUGUUAAAUUGGAAAGAGCAGCUCACUGCAGUACAAAUACAGUGCUUAGGGACAAAGACCAUCUAAAAGAACUGAUACUAGAGUGGACUGAACGUGGAGAGGGGUCAUAUUCAGAAGAAGAUGUUAGUAAUACUGAGAAGGUCUUUGAGCAGCUAAUACCUCCGCACAACCUGGAAAAUCUAUGUAUUGUUAGAUUCUUUGGUCAGCGGUAUGCCAGCUGGUUUCGUACCACUUUUUUGUCUUCCUUAAUACACUUGAAACUCAUAGAUGUACGAUCAUGUGUGCAUCUUCCACCGAUCUGGCAGCUACCCAACUUGAAAUAUCUAAGAAUUGAUGGAGCACAUCGAGUUACCAAGGUUGGACCUGAAUUUGUUGGCUGCAAGAAGGGUGAUCCUGUAUGUAAUGAGUUGGUUGCUUUCCCUAAACUUGAAUGGCUGAUAUUCACUGAUAUGCCCAACUGGGAGGUGUGGUCUUUUUUUGAGGAAGAAGUUGCUACUGAUGAAAGGGGUGAGGAUGGAGCUGUUGAAAUUGGAAAAGAGGAUGCCGAAUCUGCAUGGUUUCCACUGCUGCCUAGUUUGGUACUUUUGAGACUUGAAGGUUGCCCGAAGCUGAGGGCUCUCCCGCGACAACUUGGAAAGGAGACCACCAGCUUGAAGGAGCUCAGAUUAAUUGGUACAAACAGCUUGAAGGCCGUGGAGGACCUCCCGCUGCUCUCUGAGCUCCUUAACAUUCAGAAAUGUGAAGGCCUGCAGAGGAUCUCCAACCUCCCUCAAGUGACAGAACUGCGUGUACAUGGUUGUCCAAACCUAAGCCAUGUAGAGGGGUUGGUAAGUUUGCAGCAGCUGGGGCUGGGUGAGGAUAUGCAAGAGUUCUCUUCCCGCUGGGUGCCUAGGCUUCAAAACCAGCACCAGCGACUUCAUGGCGAAGACCUGGACGUCUACACUUUGUCUGCCAGUUAG
Messenger RNA from Triticum turgidum subsp. durum (durum wheat), 3057 nucleotides. Lineage: Eukaryota; Viridiplantae; Streptophyta; Magnoliopsida; Poales; Poaceae. The record is from the annotation of a GenBank genome assembly.